CUGGCCGGCCUCUCCCGGCAGCCCCCGCGGCGGACCCUGCUUAUGGCGGACGAAGGAGCCCAGCUGCUGCCGUCGCCAUGACUUGCAGUUUGCGGAAGCUGUUUGCCGUGGAAGAGGAGUUUGAAGAUGAGGAUUUCCUGUUGGCGGUGGAGGAUGCAGAAAGCCAGCUGUCCGGCUCCCUGUCCGAGAAGGCGGGCAUCCCGCGGGCCAUUUCCAGUGGACCGAGCGGCCCCGGGCAGGCCGCCCCCCGGGCUCAGAGCCCCCCAACUUUGACCCCCAGCGCGUCUGGGCCCGGCCUGGAUCGGCCGGCCAGGAGGCCAGCCGCCCUCAGGCCUCUCCCCACCACCGGGCCGGGCGGUCCCGGGGCUCGAAGCCCGGCGGCCCCAUCCUUCGCCCGUCACGGGGACCCUGGCAUCAGGCUGACCGCAGGGCACGGGAGGGCCCUGCCCUGCCACGGGGAGCCCUCGUCGAGCCUCAAAAAGGCUCGGACGGUGGAGCCGCCGGGAGUUUGCGGCCUGGACCGGACCCCUCCCCGCGGUGGCCGGGCCUUGGGGGGACCAGGGGGCCUUCCCGCCCCCCAGCUGAGCGGACACGGGGCCCGGCCCUUCCGGGCGGCUCCCGGCCCCGGGCAGGCGGCCCCGUCUCCGAGCCCCCCGGGGGGGGUCCCGGGCCAGACCGAGGGGCCCCCGCUCCAUCAUCUCCACUCCGCGCCGGGCCUCUCGGGACACCCUGCCGUGGCGGCCUCUCACCCCGGCCCCUCGGCAUCGCCCGCCGGCCCCCCGCGUGGCUCCCGCUGCCCACCGGCCGCCCCCGGAGCCCUGCCAUCCCCGGUGGUCACCACCCACCUGGUCCAGCUGGUCACCGCUGCCAACCGGGGGCCGGCCCGCUCCCCGGCCCGGGCCCCGCCGCCGCCCCGCCGCUUCCCCGGCCCUGCCGGGCUCCUCCCUCAGCAGCGCGCUGGGAGAAACCUGGAAGAGAUUGCGGUGCAGAGCCCCCACGUCCCGGCCCACGGGGCCCUGGCCAAGCUGAGAACUGAGGACAUCCCCAGUUCCCAGAAUGCCCCGGGAGAGGACUUUGGCCAUGGUCCCUGGCAGGCCAUGAAAGCUGAGCUGGGGUUGGACGACGGAGAUCCGGCCUGCUUCCUUCGGGCCUUCAGCAUCGUCAUGGUCCUGCGCAAGGCGGCCCUGAAGCAGCUCCCCAGGAACAAGGUGCCCAGGAUGGCCGUGAUGGUCAAAUCCCUCACCCGCUGCAGUGGAGAUGCCGGGGCCGUGUUUAGGGACCCCACGGGGGAAAUGCAGGGGACCGUGCAUCGCCUGCUGCUGGAGGAGCGGGACACCCAGCUCAAGGCCGGAGCCGUGCUGCUGCUCAGGCAGAUUGGCGUGUUCUCCCCCUCCCACCGCAAUCACUACCUCAACGUGACCCCCAGCAACCUGGUCCGGAUCUUCAGCCUGGAGCCUGGGGCGGGGCCCCUCCCUCAGGCCCCCAGGCCUCCCAAGCUCCCCGUGGCUUUUUCAGAGCCGGGUGCCCCGUGCCCACUCUUGCAGUAUGGACUGGAGAGAGGCAGGGAGGCCCCCAGGCCUCCCAAGCUCCCCGUGGCCUCUUCAGAGCCGGGUACCCCGUGCCCACUCUUGCAGUAUGGACUGGAGAGAGGCAGGGAGGCCCCCAGGCCUCCCAAGCUCCCCGUGGCUUUUUCAGAGCCGGGUGCCCCGUGCCCACUCUUGCAGUAUGGACUGGAGAGAGGCAGGGAGGCCCCCAGGCCUCCCAAGCUCCCCGUGGCCUUUUCAGAGCCGGGUGCCCCGUGCCCACUCUUGCAGUAUGGACUGGAGAGAGGCAGGGAGGAACAGCCGGGUCCCCAGCGGAGCCCCUGGCCCAGGGAGCGGAUUGAACAAUCGGGGCCGGACCCCCCAAGGACCGGGCCGUGGCCCCCACAGAACCUCCCUGAAGCAGAUGAGCUGGACGGGCUGCUGGAGGCUUUGCCCGAUGACUUCUUCUCUGCGGCCGAAGCCCCUAGCGAAGAGGGCACGUGACUCCGCGUGCGGCCCCGGAAAGCCGACUCUGCCUCCCGGGACGGGCAUGGGAGGGAGAAUGAGCUGCCCAGGGUUCGAUGGGGGGUCGUGGCCUGGGCCGCACUGGCCGGCGGCGGACCCCAUGGGUGGCCCUGUGUGGGGUCUCGACUGGGCCCUCCUGCCCACCCCGCUCCCUCCACCCGCUGCCAAUGGACUGGCGAACGCUGGCAAGGCACAGGCCCGAGGGGCGGGGGAGCGAAUGCACAGAGUCCCCUGCCCCGUUGGGGUUAACUGGUGACCCCCCAAAGGACGGGAUCAGGCUGCUGAAUCUGAAUAAAGCAGCCCCCUACUCCCCAAACCCCUCAAAGGGCGGGAUCCAGGCUGCUGAAUCUGAAUAAAGCAGCCCCCUAUUCCCCAAAUCCCUCAAAAGGCGGGAUCCAGGCUCCUGAAUCUGAAUAAAGAAGCCCCCUAUUCCCCAAA
Molecule: messenger RNA, 2486 nt
Organism: Tachyglossus aculeatus (Australian echidna)
Lineage: Eukaryota; Metazoa; Chordata; Mammalia; Monotremata; Tachyglossidae
Gene: HROB
Product: homologous recombination factor with OB-fold
Biological process (GO): recombinational repair
Source: RefSeq, a predicted model, not a curated record